AUGAUCAUUUUAUUUCUAUUAAUAUUAAUCGGAACAAAUCCCAUCGAUAGUGAUCACUUUAAUGGUGGUACUAUACAUUGGACACCAGAAAAUCGUAAUUCUACUUCUUCAUCAAUUCGGAUUACUAUUACACAAUCUUAUUCGUGGACUUAUCCGACUAUAAGUUGUUUGACAGAUGUACCUACCUCAACUAAUUGGUUUUUAUAUCCCAGUGUUAGUUUAACUUGUAUUGCUAAUUGUUCUACUCAAGGUGGCUAUUCUAGUAAUCCAAUUAAUAUUUUAACUGAUUGUACUUCAUACAGUACAUCAUUGGGAGUAUUAACAAGUCAACGAUCUGUUAAUAUUACACUCAAUGAAGGUACAUAUUUUUGGAUCGCUUAUCAAGGUGCCUCUUGGAGAACUUUGGCGAAUGCUGCGACAAGUUUUCUUCCUGGAUGGUCAAUUGUAUCUUUAAUUAAUCUUCAAAGACGUCCCGAUGGUUUAAUUAACACUCCACCAGUGUCACAGGUAGCUUCUCCUCAAUAUGUUAUUUUCAACAGAACAGCUACAAUCAAAAUACCUGUGACAGAUGUUGAUGUAGGUGAUAAUAUACGUUGUCGAUGGUCCUCAAAAAACAGUGCAUAUGGUGUUGAUGAAUGUGACGAUGUUUGUACUUCUGCGAGCACGAUUAGUCUUGCAAAUUUGUCUGGUUGUACGUUAACAUUUACAGCAACAACAUCGAAUGUUUGGUAUGCAAUUGCUCUUCAGGUUGAAGAUUUUAUUAAUACAACAAGUACUAAUCCAAUGAGUUCAGUAGCAAUACAAUUCUUAAUUUAUGUAUUAGCAACACCCACCUGUACACAAGCACCUGUUAUUCUUCCUUUAACCAGUUGUUUAGAGAUUCAAGUCAAUGUAGCAAUGAGUUUUACUCUUUAUGCGAUGAAUUAUUGUAAUAGAACAAAAGUGAUUAUUACUGAUCUAAUAUCAACAGUUAGUAUUACUGGUUUGUCAGCCAGUAGUUUGGUUAAUUCAACAACAAAUACAUCGUUAGUCUAUGUUACCUUCACUUGGACACCUCAAAUAACUCAGAUUGGAUCGCAACAAUUUUGUGCACUUGCUUAUACAAGUGAGAGUGUACAAUCUAAUCCAUAUUGUGUGAUAUUCACUGUUGGGACGUCACAACCUUGUACGACAACUACUUCUACAAGUACAACAAGCACAAUAACCACAUCAGAAACUACAACGACUAGUACGACAGAAACAACAACUACCAGCAAGACAACUAGCACGACAUCAGAAACUACAACGACUACUACAACAGAAACAACGACAUCUAGCACAACAUCAGAAACUACAACAACUACUACAACAGAAACAACGACAACUACUAGCACGACAACUAGCACAACAUCAGUAACUACAACAUCAACAACAACCACAACAACAACCACAGUGACUACUACAACGGCGACAACAAUAACUACUACUUCAGUAACGAGUACUACGGCACAGCGUCGUCGACUGAAUAAAAUAAGAAAAGAUUUAGAACAAGAAAUUUUUACAUUACCCAUUGAAGAAGAAAUAAGGAAAAUUCAAUCAACUGAAAGAUCGAAGAAUUACUCUUCAUCCAAUAGAUUGAACACUCAAAAAAGUUCCAAUACUUUUCUAUCCAGCAGUUUAACAAAAACAAAGUCAACAUUAAUAAUUGACAAUAAGAAGAUAAACAAUGAUAAUAUUGUUCAUAUAAAGAAAAGUGCAAAAUCAUCUAAAGAAGAAAAUGAAUCGAUCAAAUCAUAUCAACAACAAGAUUCUAAUGAAAAUAUAUACACUGUUGAAAAUCAAUUAAGAUUCCAGCGUUCUUCUACUACUGUUUCUACAGUAAAAAAAUCAUCGAAAGUUUCAAAAAUCACCGAGAAUAAUAAAUCGAAUAAAUCAUCAACAUUUUAUUAUCCAAAGAAUGAAUUUGUUUCUACAUCACUAACUAAAAUACAUGUUGUUCAAUUGGCAAGAAAUAAAGUAUCAGCAUCAUUCGAAACUGGUGGCAAUACUCUUUUUCCCAAUCAAAAUUCGUCGACAGAAAUAAAUCGAAAUGUUCCUGGCAAAACAAUGAAUGUCCGCAGUAAAGAAGCCGGUCAUAUGAGUCGUACGAAUACUAAAGUCGACAAUGAUAUGCGAAAAAGAGCAUCAAGCUUCGCUGGAGUCACCGUUAGCAGAGUUAAAACAGCUCAUAAUAUUGAUAAGUCAUUUAUGAAACAUUCAAUGAAUAUUAUUCGACCAAAUAGUGAUAAUAAAGAAACCCGUCAUCGAGUGACGGUGGUUUCUGUGAAGAAACAAUAG
This is a messenger RNA of Rotaria sordida, 2316 nucleotides long. NCBI's taxonomy places the organism in Eukaryota, Metazoa, Rotifera, Eurotatoria, Philodinida, Philodinidae. The record is from the annotation of a GenBank genome assembly.